Messenger RNA from Strongylocentrotus purpuratus (purple sea urchin), 2142 nucleotides. RefSeq names its product harmonin. The record is from RefSeq and is a predicted model, not a curated record. NCBI's taxonomy places the organism in Eukaryota, Metazoa, Echinodermata, Echinoidea, Camarodonta, Strongylocentrotidae. Gene Ontology annotation, molecular function: protein binding. The transcript has 14 exons. The coding region runs from base 156 to 1727 and encodes 523 amino acids. Gene Ontology annotation, cellular component: stereocilia ankle link complex; plasma membrane; cilium.
CACAGCGAAAGGGACUUCGCACUUUGAACCCGCUCGGCACGGGACACCUGUGGCCGAUACCUACCGUUAUAAUCAAUCCACGUCGGUUUACUAGAUCGCAUAUUACAGACUGUUGGCAGUUGCAUUGUAUUAUAUCAAUAGCUGUAUUUACACGGAUGACAUUGUUCUUUUUCGGCUCAUUUCAUUUGGAAACGCUCAGCAAUUGUAUUCACAAACGAGAACAAUUUGGAAUAUACACAAUGGAUAGUGUAAUAACGCAGGAUUUUAAUAAAAGGGUUCAGGCAACUCUUGAGUACGAGAAGGAUCAGGCCCUGCUCUACUCACAACUAAAACAAUACCAGCAAGAUCGCGAUGUGGCUGCUCUGGUCAACACCCUGAAAGACCUUCUCGCCUCUCCAGAACGGGUCAACCUCUUCGAUGACAUUCGACCUUUCGUGUCGGUCAACCAACAGGUGGAAUACAAUAACCUAUGUCCAGUACCUCCCAGCAAGAAAGCUAGUCUGGUUCACCUGACUCGCCACGGCGCCGAGCCGCUGGGGUUCAAGUUCAGAGGUGGAGUAGAGCAUGGGGUCGGAUUGUUUAUCUCAGAGGUGACGCCAGGCUCACAGGCAGAGCUAAAAGGACUUAGGCCGGGUGACGAGAUCAUACACGUGAACGGGUACAAUGUUUCUCAGGUCACACACAACGAGGCGCUGUCAGCCAUGAAACUAAAGAAGAUGCUCACACUCAAGAUCAAAGGAAUCGGACUUGUGCCAAUCAAAGACACGGGAUCGGAUCCAGUCUCGUGGCAAUUUGUGAAAACGGGACCAAAAUCACCAGAGCCGCGGUCCCCACUGGCGGAGAUUUUUCCCGGUUCAACCCGUAACAUCAUCGCAAAGGAGAGGACCAUCUUUGUCAACUUGGAAGGGGGGCAAAAAUUAGGGUGUGGCAUCAGCAGCGGCAGGACCAAUCGCCCCGGUAUCUUCAUCCACAAGCUCAACCCGGGUACCCUCGCAGAAAAACUUGGAUUUCAGGUUGGAGACCAGAUCAAGUCGGUGAAUUCGACGAGUUUCGAUGACGUGUCCCACGCCGAAGCCCUGAUGGCCCUCAAGAGCAGCGACCAUCUCAACAUCGUACUCAAGUCAUGGGAGGAGGAUGCUAUCCAGAUGGAACCAGCCCCGCCUUCUCCUCUCAUCAAGGAUGCGGGCGUUCCCCUGGCAACGGCGGUGGUAUCCGGGAGUGGUGCCGGCGAUGCGAUCCGGAAGGGCGGUUUGGAGGUUGGGACUCAUUGGUCGUAUUAUAAACCGGUCAAUGAGGAGGUUGAUGAGAAACCGAAGCCCAAACCGAAGCCCAAACCUGUUUCCAAUCUGCCAGAGUGGUGGACCAGUGAUCCUUACUCCAUGUUCACUACACGCCAGAUUGAUGAUCGAACUCUGAGAAAGGUUGAGAUCGUGAAGGAUGGACCGCUAGAGAUGUACCUCGAGGGGGGCUCAAAUACACCCCUUCUUGGGAGGGUGGUGGUAGCAGAGGUGCUAGAGGGCGGUGCGGCUGCUAAAAGUGGAGCCAUUAGCAAGGGUGAUCAGAUCUUAAUGCUGGAGGGAAAGAAGCUGAUUGACGUCCCCUUGGAAACGGCGCAGACUACAUUCAAAGACCACAUGAAGGGAACACUUGACGGAUCUCAAAUACUGAGAAUGAUCAUCGCCGUAGCGCCGCCAAAGAACUACGAAGAUGAAGUCACUUUCUUUUAGGCUACAGAACUGAGAUAUCUGUGGACGCCCAUAGCACACGGAGACAAAAAGAAAACAACACAAAUUAAACAAGGCGUUUGCAAUUCUAUACUGGAUGUAAUUUUAGAGCAUUGCCUGAAAUCAAAUCUUUUAUUCUUUUCUGACCAGGGCUCCGUCUUAUAAAGAGUGGCGAUUGAUCCAAAUUAAUUGAAAGUCCUCCAACCAAUCGCGAAUUUGCAGUCUCCUAUCUCUUAUGUACACAGUUGCGAUUGAUAUAAAUUGCAGAUAAGUUGCGAUUAAUUGCAACUCUUUAUAAGACGGUUCCAGGUGUAGAAAUACAAUGUGUAUUGAUGGAAAGUGUUUCCCAACAAUCACAAGAAAAGUAUUUCUGCCAAUAAGGGAGUUUACAGAUAGCACAUGGUACAAAUGACCCCAA